Molecule: messenger RNA, 1065 nt
Organism: Saprolegnia diclina VS20
Lineage: Eukaryota; Oomycota; Saprolegniomycetes; Saprolegniales; Saprolegniaceae
Product: STE/STE7 protein kinase
Exons: 11
Coding region: 33-1004 (323 amino acids)
Biological process (GO): protein phosphorylation; MAPK cascade
Molecular function (GO): MAP kinase kinase activity; ATP binding
Source: RefSeq, a predicted model, not a curated record
CUUUUCGUCGACUUUGGUCUUCUUGCCGCCGAAUGACUAUUUUCCUGAGCCAGCGCCAGCACAGAGACGGCGUUCGCAUGGAUCUACGCGACGACACGUCACCGACCUUCAAGGUGAGCGGUGUCGAGCACCACCGGCUUGUACACGUCAGUCUCUUGGGUCGCGGAUGCAGCGGCAACGUUAUCAAGGCGCACGAUCCCGAGACCAAUACUUUCUAUGCAAUCAAGACUGUCAACAACGUCUACGACAAAAGCCAGCGCAAUCAGAUAUUCACAGAGAUCCAAACUCUGCUCGUGGAUUUUUACGGCGCAUACUUUAAGGACCACGCUUUGAGUUUGAUUUUGCAGUUUUGCGACUGUGGAUCCCUCGACAACGUCGUCAAAAAGAUUGGCCGCAUUCCCGAGGCCAUUCUAGCUUGCAUGACGUUCCAAAUCCUUUGUGGUCUACAGCAUCUAAAGGAACAUCGCCACUUCCACCGCGACGUCAAGCCCCAAAACAUCCUCGUGACGAGCGACGGCCACGUGAAGCUGACGGAUUUCGGUCUACCUGGCAAUACAUCCAUCUUAUCGGGCACAUUCGACAUGGCAAACACGUUUGUGGGCACGUUCAAGUACAUGUCCCCCGAGCGCAUCCAAAACCAGCCUUACGACUACACGUGCGACAUCUGGAGCUUAGGCCUCGUUCUUGUCGAGUCGGCAACGGGACGCUACCCGUUUGAAAACUGUUCGAGCUAUAUUGACAUUGUGCAGUCAAUCAUUGAAGCCACGACGCCUUCGUUGCCCCCGGACGGUACCCCCUCAAACACGAGUCAACGCCAACGCGACACAACCGUAGAAUUUUCUGAAGAAUUCCGCGAGUUUAUAGAUGGCUGCUUGCACCGAGACAUUCGCCACCGCGCGUCGGCCGACGAGCUGCUCUACUCGCCUUGGCUUGAGAAGCACGACGCGACGGACGGCCCGACUUGCAUUGCGACAGUUCGCGCGUGGCUCGACCGAAACAUGUAGUUGCAGCCACACAAAGAAAUACAAUUGUAUAGCCUAAUCGACGAGUUUGUAAUCGAGAUGG